Messenger RNA from Haemonchus placei, 2202 nucleotides. NCBI's taxonomy places the organism in Eukaryota, Metazoa, Nematoda, Chromadorea, Rhabditida, Trichostrongylidae. The record is from the annotation of a GenBank genome assembly.
AUGACCCACUUCGAUGAUAGCUCUCGCGGGCGCCAUGACCGAUCGUCAGAAGCACUGGAUUCAGAGGCUAUUCGGCAUAUGCUGGAGGAUGGCGAGCUGGAUACGAUGCGAUGGGAGGAUGAUGAUAUAGCUCUUCGGUCUGCAGCUUCUAAUAGCCGACUUCCUUAUGACAAGCUUACUGCCCAGGAAUUGGUGUGCUUUCCCGAUGUCACUGAUGCCAAGGCAUCUACAAACUUGUACCUUUUCAUUCGAAACAAGAUAUUGCAACUAUGGCAUCUUGAGCCAAAUGUGGAGCUAACUAGCGAAGAUGCAAUAGAAAAUCUUCCUGUUCCUUUCAACAGUGAUCGUAGGCUUGUGCGUCGAAUUCACGGUUUCCUGCAACGUUAUGGUUUCAUCAAUUUUGGAAACUUCCACAGACUAGCGUCAGCCUUGAUCCUAACGUCGAAAAGGAAGAAAGUAAUAAUUAUUGGUGCUGGCGCAGCUGGGAUUGCAGCAUUGAAACAAUUACACUUUUUCGGAUUUGACGUUACGCUGCUUGAAGCGCGGAAACGACUUGGAGGUCGAGUGCACACAUACCACCAGAAGGACACCAGUAUUGUCGCAGAUCUGGGUGCUAUGGUUGUUACAGGAAUAAAUGGGAAUCCUAUAGUGACGAUGAUGCGACAAACGCAGUGCACCCCUAUCCGGAUCGCUCCUGAUUGUCCUAUUUAUGAUGAAUACGGCAAGCUUGUAGAUCAAAGAAAAGACGAACUUGUUGCGGAAGCUUUCAAGAUGUUGGAGCUUCGCAUGCAAAGAAGGCGUUUGAAAUUCUGGCAGAUUUAUGAAGAGAUCUUGGAGAAGAUGAAACAGGUUCAAAAUGAGAUGACACUGUACAAGAAAAGCGCAGUAUACUUAGCGGACAAGUUGAAAACGCAGGAUACCUCACUUUUGCGGUCGGAAAAUCCGGAUACAAGACUCGAACAGGAUAUUCUGCGACGAUGCUAUAAGAGGGAUUUAGGAGAAGCAAUCAAAGUGAGUGUUCCUUCUCUGUUGGUAUUCACAACGAGUAAGGUUGCAUGUCUCGAAUUUAAGCGUUAUGAUGCAGCAAGAGAACGGUUCCGUAAUCUGGAAACAACACUUAGGAAUCUCAAGAAGCAAGAACCGAGGUCUGUUUACUCUUCACAUGAACUUUUUAAUUCUGUUCCUGUUUACCUGCUAGGAAUUCAUGUACGACCUUGUUUUCGAGGAGAAUUCUAUAUUGGUCAGUCUCUUUAUUUCAGUGAAGUUUAUAUGAACCAGCGUGAUCGUCGCCUUCUUGAUUUCCAUUUCGCGAAUUUGGAGUUCGUCAGUGGGGGAACGUUGGAUAAGUUGUCUCUGCAGCACUUCGAUCAGGACGAUGAGUUCCAGUUCACUGGAUCACAUAUGGCAAUUCGUGAUGGUUAUGGUGACUUCUUAACUCGACUGGUCAGCAGUGAUGUUGCUGGAUUGAUCAUACAGAAUGCUGUGGUAGAAACAAUCAAAUACAAUGACAAAGGCGUUGAGGUCCAUUACAAAUCUGACGAAUCACGAUCUAAAGUGGAAGGCGAUGUGUGUUUAUGUGCCAUACCUUUGGGUGUACUGAAGCGAUCAGUUGCCAACUGUAAUGAAGCACCACAAUUCGAUCCACCUCUGCCAGAAUCUUCUGUCAAUGCUAUCAAUGAAAUGGGCUUUGGGAACUUUAAUAAGGUGGUUCUGAUAUUCGCUCGUCCGUUUUGGGAUGUUACACAGAAUUACUUUGGCCACCUCAACCAAUCAAAGGCAUCUCGAGGCGAAAUGUUCAUGUUUACCGCUCUCAGUAAAGCACCGGUUUUAAUUGCAAUGAUGGCUGGUGAGGCGGCUAACUUGGAGGCUCCAAAUGAGGUGUGUAAGCAGAUGUUACAAUUUUGUCCUAGUAUUAUAAUUGUAUUACUGCGGCAUUUUCUUCAAGCAAGCCUACUUCCUCUUCAGGUCAUAGUUCGAAAGGCGAUGAACGUGUUGGCCAAUAUCUUUGGUUCUGCGUGCCCCAAAGGCGUAAGCUCUUUAUUUUGUCUUCUAUUUUAUGUUUCAACUACAUUUGGGUUUAUCUUUCACAUACUCUGUUUUAAGCCAGUAGAAGCUGUGAUCACGCGAUGGCAUAAGGACCCAUUUGCAUCNAAAUCCCUUUUUCCUAGGCGAUUUAUGGGACAGAUUAGCGGAGCCUGUUAG